Molecule: messenger RNA, 846 nt
Organism: Penicillium cataractarum
Lineage: Eukaryota; Fungi; Ascomycota; Eurotiomycetes; Eurotiales; Aspergillaceae
Product: putative alkaline lipase
Exons: 6
Coding region: 1-846 (281 amino acids)
Biological process (GO): lipid metabolic process
Source: RefSeq, a predicted model, not a curated record
AUGUUUUCUAACAGCCUCUCUUUCCUCGCCAUCAUUGCAUUGGCCUCCCAGGUCAAUGCAGCCCCGACACUUGAGAAGCGAGCUACAUCCGAUCCAUCCGCUUUCACUUCGCUUCAGCGAGCUGCCAAGCUGUCAUCUGCCGCAUACACCGGCUGUCUGGGAACUGCCUUCGAUGUGACCAUCACCAAGCAGAUCUACAACGCUCUUACCGAUACUCAGGGCUACAUUGGAUACUCUUCGACGCAAAAGAAGAUUUCUGUCGUUAUGAGAGGCUCAACUACUGUCACCGAUAUCCUCAACGAUGUUGAUACUACCUUGGUCACUCCCUCUCUGUCGGGAGUGACAUUUCCUUCUGGAGUUCAGAUCAUGAAUGGUGUCUAUAGCCCAUGGGCUUCUGUACACGAUGACGUGAUUACUGAAGUGAAAUCUCUCGUGGCGAAGUAUCCGGACUAUACACUGGAAUCGACUGGCCAUUCACUUGGUGGUGCACUUACCUACGUCUCCUAUGUGGCUCUCGCUCAGAACUUCCCUGGAAUCUCAAUCACCAGCAAUGCAUUGGCUGCAUUCCCAAUCGGAAACGCUGCUUGGGCAAGCUUUGGUAGUGCUCAGAACGGUACCUUGAACCGAGGCAACAACAUUGCCGAUGGAGUUCCGAACAUGUAUAUCCAGUCGCCAUAUAAAUUCCAGCACUAUGGAGUUGAGUACUACAGUUCGGGUACUUCCGCGACGUGUGUACAGUGUUCCGGUGAGCGCGAUACUUCAUGCUCUGCUGGAAAUGGUCAGUACGGUGUCACUAUUGGGCACUUCCAAAGCUUUGGAAUCACCCUGGGCUCAGCUGGAUGUUGA